AUGCCAAUCCCUGCGACGCGGAAAGCGAAGAAUCGAGUGAAGAAGCUCCGCUCAAAAGGCGACAUUAUUCCGUAUGAGACUCCACCUACAAGAGAAAUUUACGCUCACAGCAGUGUCAGCAUCAGUGCGGGAGAACCUGCCGUACCCCCAGUCGAAGAGGAACUCGCCGUGCCCCCAGUCGAAGAGGAAUCCGCCGUACCCCCAGUCGAAGAGGAACCCGCUGAAGAAACUCUCAGACGAAUGCCACAAGAGAUUGUCAGCUCGGAGUUUUCCCCAGCAAAUGUCCGAAUGAACAGAUUCUCGAAGAGGCAAUUCUCGUCGUUGAAAGAUGACAAUCGCAUGGAGCCGGUAGGGGAUUCCAACAAGAAGUCGCGGAUAGCAUCGCGAGAGAUCGAGGCUACCGACGCAGGGUCGACUUCGGAGGAACCGACAAUACAAUGGGGAGCUUUGAAUGAAGAAGAGCGCCUCUUACUCGAUGAUCUCCAGGCAUCGAAUGCCGAAUCGAAGGCAGACCCUGUCGAGUCAAAGGUCGUCGCUGCAACGAAGGGACGCGAUGAUGACCGGUUCCUUGAACAUUGUGUGACCAACAACUUCGCCUUUUUGAAAUCUAUACCGAAUUCGGUGCAGUAUUGGGCGUCCAGAAAAAGGGAUUUGUUCGCUAUGAUAAGGCAACUCGGGGAACCGAGCUUUUUCCUGACGAUGAGUGCCAACGAGAUUCGUUGGCCUCAUUUGUUGCAAAUCUUGCAUAAGCUUAGAACAGGCGUGACGACCGAUGUGGACGAUCCGAUGAACCAGUUCUCUGCUAAGUACAGGGCCGAUCUGGUGAACGAAGACUCUGUCACAUGUUGUAUCUAUUCCUGGAAAAUGAUCGGAGCAAUAAUGAAUAUUCUCCAGUCCGAUGAAAUGAGUCCUCUCGAUCCAAAUCGCGUCAUAGAUUAUUUCAUGCGUGUUGAGUUCCAACAUCGCGGAAGUCCACAUGUUCACGUUCUUCUCUGGCUCGAAAGCGAUCCCAAGGAAGCAGUGUCGGAGCAUAUGCCCCGAACUGUCGAGUUGAUAAAUCGGUUGUGCUCAGUCGACACAGAACAUACAAUUGUAGAUCAACAUUGUCGGGCCCUCCAAGUUCGUAAACAUACAUUCACUUGUUAUAAGAAUGAUACGAACUCACGUCAACGAUCAGGAAAAUGCCGUUUCAAUAUACCGUAUUGGCCUAGCUUGACAACGCAAAUACUUCUGCCAAUGGCGAAGGAUGAUGGUCGACGAUCGAAUUUUCGCAAAAAAGGUCACGACAUGAAAAAAGCAUUGGAUGACAACGAGUACGCGAGUAUUGAAGAAUUUCUGUCAAGCUUCGCUCUGGACUACGAUCAAUAUUUGAAUGUCAUUCGAGCGACGAUUCUGCGUCCAACAAUCAUUUUCAGAAGGACCAUUAAAGAUAUAUGGACGAAUACAUACAAUCCCUGGAUUGCGAACACCUUGAAGUCGAACAUGGACUUCCAAUUCAUAUUGGAGGAAUAUAGCUGCGCAUCCUAUGUCGUCGAAUACAUCAACAAGACCAAUCGCGGUCUGUCCAAUUUACAGCGCCAAUUGAAAGAUCUGCAGAACGAGUACCCCGACCAGAAUUUCACUGAUCUUCUCAAAAGAAUCAGUAUUCGGAUGCUCGACGCGGUAGAGAUGUCAACCCAGGAAGCUGCGUGGUAUCUCUUGAGACAGCCGAUGAGCGAAUCUAGUCGAGACAGCGUUUACAUAGAUUGCAACGUUCCCAACAGUCGGUUCGUCUGUCGGGAGAGCAAAGCUCAGAUGGAAACUGAAAACUUGACAGACGAUUCGACAGACAUCUGGGCUCGUAACGCAAUUCAGAAGUAUGAGAGUCGACCCCCAGCGUUGAGCUCCAUGUGCUUAGCCGAUUUUGUAGCCAUGAUGACACCUGUUCGAAGGAAACGUGAUUCGGACGGGCAUCAAGUCUAUAGACGGCGGACUCGCAGCCGAAUCAUACGAUGGACGAUAUAUGAGGUGUCUGACGUUACAAACUAUAAGCGCAGUAUGGUGUUGCUGUUCUUCCCCUUCAAUAAUGAACACAACGAUCUACUGGAUCAUGAUAAGCUCAUUGAUAUUUAUGAUCAGCAUGAGAGGGAAAUUCUCCAGCGACGUCAACGAUAUGAAGUUCUCGAAAAUUUAGCGGAAAAUAUUGCGGAAUAUCAUGUGUUGUGGGAUAACAUGUCGUCAGAAGAUCACGAAGUCGAUAUCCAGUCCGAACAGGGUUAUGUUCAUCGACCUGAUGUUUUGGCGGAGCUCUCCAAUGAAGACAUUCGCAACGUAGCCAUUCCCAACUCGCUGUCUUCAGUUAUCCGGAAGCGGACUAACGUUCUAUCCUCUAUUGACUAUUGCGAGUCGAUGCGAAAAACUAACUUCGAGCAAAGAGCUCUUCUGAAACAUUGCAUAGCUAGAAUUCAUAAUCCAGAACUGCCUCCAGUCCAGAUAUUCUUGACUGGCGCUGCCGGUUGCGGCAAGACCUUCACACUGAAAUUGCUUAUGGAGACAUAUAAUCGUUUUUCUCAAGCACAUGAUACGCAACGGAAUGUCUACGUUGCCGCUGCUUCGACCGGGAAAGCCGCUGUACUAAUCGGAGGCACGACAGUGCAUAGUGCUUUCAAUAUAUCGAUGAUUCAACGACGAGGGGGACUCUCUUUCGAAGCUUUGCAACUCUAUCGUAACGCCUUCGCCAAUGUGAAGAUCAUUUUCAUCGAUGAGAUAAGCAUGAUCGGGUCGGGCAUUUUUCAUACCAUCAAGGAUCGUCUGAAAAGCAUCAACAUGGAACACGAUCUACCAUUUGGUGGCAUGGAUAUCAUUUUUUGUGGUGAUCUGCGACAGUUGCCACCAGUUAAUAUGACACCGAUCUAUGCACCUCUGCAACGUGGCCUCCAUCGCUCAGCGCUGUGGCAAUCGCUUAAGUUCUUUCCUCUGUCUCAGGUGAUGAGGCAGAGCGAUGUUGCCUUCUCUGGGCUUUUGACUAAGAUUGGUAAUGGUGAUGAGCUUGACAGUCAAGAGCAGGCUCUCAUUGAAUCAAG
Molecule: messenger RNA, 3062 nt
Organism: Galendromus occidentalis (western predatory mite)
Lineage: Eukaryota; Metazoa; Arthropoda; Arachnida; Mesostigmata; Phytoseiidae
Exons: 2
Biological process (GO): telomere maintenance; DNA repair
Molecular function (GO): ATP hydrolysis activity; DNA helicase activity
Source: RefSeq, a predicted model, not a curated record